AUGAAGAAAGUCAACUUUGUGUCUGCUGAGGAGAUGGAACCAGUCCAAGAAGGGGAGGAUACACAAUUUGCUGAGGUGUGCUACAUGAGCAAUGGGCAAGGAGGUUACAACAAAGGAUACUAUAAUUACAAGUCCAACCCUGCCAUGUCAUACCGCAACACUGAUGUUGCUAACCCUCAGGACCAAGUAUAUCCUCAACAACAAGCAGCUCGAUCGAGUCAGGUGCCACAACAUGGGUAUGGUCAAAAGAACAAUUACCAAGGACCACAAGGCACUUUCCCUGGACAACAAAUGAAUAUCCCACCAGGCUUCCCCCACCAACCGCCCCAGCCUGCACCUUCACAAGAGAAUGAGCUCAAGGCAAUGCUAAAGCAACUACUUCAAGGGCAAGCUGAUGGGGUAGUGGACACAAGCAAGAAGCUAGCUGAAAUAAACUCUAAGAUCGAGAACCUCAACACAAGGGUUUACUCUCUGGAGAAUCAUGCUUCUUCUGUUGCUGCUGCUACAAAGCAAGGACAACUACCUGGUAAAGCUAUUCAGAACCCCAAGGAACAGUGCAAGGUCAUCUUCACUCAAGAAGGACUUGUUGAAGAAGAGGAUCAAGAAAGGGUCAUUGAAGAUUUUUGUUUACUGCUGAAUGAUGAAGAGAUUGUUGCUGCUGAGGCUCCUGGAGUCCAGAUUGAUCAACCAGAAGUGCAGGCACCUACUGUGGCCAUUCACACUUCACCACCAGUUUUGCUUGAUCCUUACCAACCGGUUGCCGCUUCCUCGUCUCGCCUACUUAGUCAAGGUCACAAGGAAGUGAUUCACAAGUUCAGAAGAGAUCUCAGUGGGAUUGGAAUUGAGUUGCCUCCUAUGGAUAGCAUGAGUGAGGCAUUUGAUCAAAUGCAAAUGGUCAAGGAUGUUCUAGCCAACAGUGAUAAAGUUUCAGAGGUCCUGAAGAGUCUACUCAUCAGUUCAACCUGCUUACUUCACCCACCUUCCUACCAAAGGUCAAGGAUCAAGGGAAAUUCACUCUCCCUUGCACACUUGGGCAUCUUGAGAUUGACAAUGCCUUAG
This is a messenger RNA of Microthlaspi erraticum, 1059 nucleotides long. The record is from the annotation of a GenBank genome assembly. NCBI's taxonomy places the organism in Eukaryota, Viridiplantae, Streptophyta, Magnoliopsida, Brassicales, Brassicaceae.